AAUCGGCUUGGAGAACAGGCACAGCCGCGUCCCCCAAGUCCCACCCCCGACAGCUGGAUCUUGUGACUGGGCCCCUGGGUAGAGUUCAAGGUUGGAGUGCGGCGGCUUCCUUGCGGUUGUGUGAGUGUCCCAACCUGGGUCGAGUUACCCCGCCGUUCAAAGGCUCCCCCGCAGUGCUUUUUAAAUUGACAUAUGCAGUGAUAACCUGCUUUAGCCUCAGGCUCACUCACCGGUCCAGACCCUGGGCUGCCUGCCUCUACACAUUCUCCCAAGAGUUGUCUGAGCCGCCGAGUGGACAGUGGCUGAUUAUGGAGAGCAGAGGCCCACUGGCCCCCUCGCGCCGGCUGCUGUUGCUGCUGUUGCUACUACUGCGUCACACCCGCCAGGGAUGGGCCCUGAGAACUGUUCUCCCCACCCAGAGGGCCCAGGACCCUCCGGCUGUCCACCUCAGCAAUGGCCCAGGACAAGAGCCUGUCGCUGUCAUGACCUUUGACCUCACCAAGAUCACAAAAACCUCCUCCUCCUUUGAGGUUCGAACCUGGGACCCAGAGGGAGUGAUUUUUUAUGGGGAUACCAACCCUAAGGAUGACUGGUUUAUGCUGGGACUUCGGGAUGGCAGGCCUGAGAUUCAACUGCACAAUCACUGGGCCCAGCUUACGGUGGGUGCUGGACCACAGCUGGAUGAUGGGAGAUGGCACCAGGUGGAAGUCAAGAUGGAGGGGGACUCUGUGCUGCUGAAAGUGGAUAGGGAGGAGGUGCUGCGCCUGAGACAGGUCUCUGGGCCCCUGACCAGCAAACGCCAUCCCAUCAUGAGGAUUGCGCUUGGGGGGCUGCUCUUCCCCGCUUCCAACCUUCGGUUGCCGCUGGUUCCUGCCCUGGAUGGCUGCCUGCGCCGGGAUUCCUGGCUGGACAAACAGGCCAAGAUCUCAGCAUCUGCCCCCACUAGCCUCAGAAGCUGUGAUGUAGAAUCAAAUCCCGGGAUAUUUCUCCCUCCAGGGACUCAUGCAGAAUUCAGUCUCCGAGACAUUCCCCAGCCUCAUGCAGAGCCCUGGGCCUUCUCUUUGGACCUGGGACUCAAGCAGGCGGCAGGCUCAGGCCACCUCCUUGCUCUUGGGACACCGGAGAACCCAUCUUGGCUCAGUCUCCACCUCCAAGAUCAAAAGGUGGUGUUGUCUUCUGGGUCGGGGCCAGGGCUGGAUCUGCCCCUGGUCUUGGGAUUCCCACUUCAGCUGAAGCUGAGUAUGUCCAGGGUGGUCUUGAGCCAAGGGCCGAAGAUGGAGGUCCUUGCCCUGCCUCCCUUAGGCCUGGCUCCCCUCCUUAACCUCUGGGCCAAGCCUCAAGGGCGUCUCUUCCUGGGGGCUUUACCAGGAGAAGACUCUUCCACCUCUUUUUGCCUGAAUGGCCUUUGGGCACAAGGUCAGAGGCUGGAUGUGGACCGGGCCCUGAACAGAAGCUAUGAGAUCUGGACUCACAGCUGCCCCCAGAGCCCAGGCAAUGGCACUGACGCUUCCCAUUAAAGCUCCACCUAAGA
This is a messenger RNA of Symphalangus syndactylus (siamang), 1531 nucleotides long. It is a transcript of the gene SHBG, whose product is annotated as sex hormone binding globulin. The record is from RefSeq and is a predicted model, not a curated record. NCBI's taxonomy places the organism in Eukaryota, Metazoa, Chordata, Mammalia, Primates, Hylobatidae. Gene Ontology annotation, molecular function: steroid binding.